Rhagoletis zephyria (snowberry fruit fly) is the source of this 1524-nucleotide messenger RNA. The record is from RefSeq and is a predicted model, not a curated record. Lineage: Eukaryota; Metazoa; Arthropoda; Insecta; Diptera; Tephritidae.
AUGUCUGACUCGGACACUAACUCACAAGGACGUAUGCUUGAGUAUGUGCGAAGUUCACCUCUGGGUGAGGACGGUAAGUUUCUGCUGACGGCGAACCCUGAGGUUCGUACCUGCCUAGACUGCAUCUAUCAUGGAUUCGAAUUGGCAAAGGAACAGGAUUGCAUCGGUCGCAAGAGUGGAUACUCCAAUGAUUACGAGUGGUUCAGCUAUAAUCAAUCCUUGAUUGCUGAGUUUGGUUGCUAUCAUUACUCGAUUGUGGUGGUUCCCGUUUAUGACACCUUCAAGGCCAGUUUGGUUCUUGAGAUUUUGCAAGAAAUUGAUCCUGGGGUCAUUGUCACCGAUUCGAAUGAGCGAGCCAAGCAGCUAAUGAGUAUUGGACGAACACAGUCUCUGCAUUCCAUCAUUAUCACUUCGGAAAACAUUCACCAAGAAACGCUAUCAUACGCAAGUAGCAAAGGUUUGCAGCUGUAUCCAUUCACUGAAGUUGAGCGACUUGGUUCGAUGAAUCCAUCUCCAGUUAAACUUCCAAAACCGACUGAUUUAGCAGUAAUCAAUUUUACCAGCGGGACCACAGGCUUACCAAAAGGAGUUCUUUUGACUCAUGCAAAUCUGGUAGCUAGCAUGUCUGCCCUUUUGCUGCAAAUUCUGUGCAUGUUUUACUCUGGUGGUCGUGUUGGCAUUUACUUUGGCGACUUUAAAGAUCUUUCUCGAGAUUUGCCAGUUUUACAACCAACCAUUAUGGUUUGUGUACCACGGAUCUUAAAUCGAAUAUAUCAUCGUGUGAUCACAAAAGUUAAAGGUAACUGGGUCAAGUCACGUGUUCUCGAUGUGGCUCUUAAAUCAAAGCAUCCUGAGACUGUUUUCAACGAAAAUGUCAAAAACUCGAUUUGGGACAAGUUGGUUUUCAAAACCGUAAAGCAGUCAUUAGGAGGCAAUUUGAAGCUUUUAAUCAGUGGUUCCAAUCAAAUUUCUAACAUUGUACUCAAUUUUAUGCGAAAUUCACUUGGCUGUACUGUACUGCAGUCGUAUGACAUUACUGAAUGCGCAUCCUUUGUCACUCUUACCAUGUUUGAUGAUCAAAGUCCAAAACACUUGGGCCAGCCAAUAGCUUGUAAUGUCGUCAAGCUAGUGGACGUGCCUGAAUUCAACAUUUGCACUAAAGAAAGUGGAAUUGGAGAGAUUUGCGUAAAGGGAACCAAUGUUUUCUCAGGCUACUACAAAGACCAUGACACAUAUCAAGGACAGAUGGAUGAUGAGGGCUGGUUUCACACAAACGAUAUCGGAAUGUGGCUUUCGAAUGGCUGCCUUAAGUUUAUUGAUCGAAAGGAAGAUUUGUCCUUUAUCAGCAACCCUUACGGAAAGUUGAUCGCUCCAAACAAAAUUGAAAACAUAUACAUUCAAAGCAUUUACGUUGGUCAGUGCUACGUUGAUGUCGACUAUGAUCGAGGUUACUUAAUUGGCAUCAUUGUUCCUGAUAUCGGUAUGAUUUUCGGUUAUGGUUUUGAGUUAUUUUCAGUUGGAUGA